Molecule: messenger RNA, 205 nt
Organism: Ilex paraguariensis (yerba mate)
Lineage: Eukaryota; Viridiplantae; Streptophyta; Magnoliopsida; Aquifoliales; Aquifoliaceae
Source: the annotation of a GenBank genome assembly
AUGGAGAGAGAAGAGGAUGUGAGAAUGCCAUUGAUGGGAGGGCUGAAAAUGGAGAAGCUAAAAGGGUUCACUGAUCAUGGGUUAAACUCAGUGAGUCACAUGAGAGAUUACUUCUUCCAGAACUUGCCAGAUAAGGUGAAAUCUGGUGUUGAUCCUGAACAUCUUGUCAACAUUGACCUCUCUGGAGCAAAGGGAUUGAUUCAAG